Molecule: messenger RNA, 2832 nt
Organism: Dermatophagoides farinae (American house dust mite)
Lineage: Eukaryota; Metazoa; Arthropoda; Arachnida; Sarcoptiformes; Pyroglyphidae
Product: ras-like protein family member 10B
Molecular function (GO): GTPase activity; GTP binding
Source: RefSeq, a predicted model, not a curated record
ACAAAUGAAGGAGAAAAAACCAUUUGAACAUCUAGCUCAUGUUUUUGGCUGAAAAAAACCUGACUUUUCCCAAAGCUUGGUCGAUAAUGGAGAUAUAUCAUGCGCGUCCUACGAUGCUAUCACACACACACACCAAAACUGAAUCGGUCGGUUACUACGACCAAUUCUCUAUAAUCGCAAUCUGGCAAUUUAUACACAUUCAUCCACCAUCGUUCCAUUGGGACCCAUUCGGUACGCCCACCUACCAUAUAAACUUCUGGGGUUGCCAGAUUCAUUUUUUUCAAAGCCAUUCGAUAUUGAAUUUGGAAAGAAAAAACCAAUUCUAUUCACAGUCGAUGCAUGCGCCGUCAUUGAUGAUGAUGAUGAUGAAGAUAUAGAAAAAUUGAUGGGGCCUUUCUCAAAUUCGUUGAUGAAUCAAGCUCAAAAUCUAUACAGACACACACACACACACACUGGCUCUCGAUCUAUAUAAUAUAAUUUUGUUCCAUUUGGAACCCAGUUUGUCCAUGUCCCCUUUUUUCUCUCAAAAUAAUAUGAGUCGGGUUCUUUGUCACAUUAUUAAAUUUUUCGUUUUUUUCUGCUUGUUUGCAUCUGAAUUUCAGUUUUCAGUUUUUUCUCUUUUUUUUUCUUCAUUUUCUCAUGGUCAAUCCAUACAACGAAACAAACUCUUCCGAUGUAUGCCACACCACAAUCAAACAACAAACAACUGAUUGUGGGGAAAUAUUGCAAAGACACUAACACCACCGCCACCGCCACCACCACGAAGAAAAGAAAAAAUUCACUUUCUCAUUCUUCAUUCUGAAAAACAUGAAUGAGAAAUGAAUUUUCGACGUUUCUUCUCAUCAUGAUGAUGCUCAUCAAUUUUGAUUAUUUCAAUCAAUUUGAAUUUGAUGAAUUUGAUUUUCGUGUGUAGGUGUGUGUUCAUUGUUCAAAUCGAGAUUGGCAAAGAAAACAAUUGCAUCAAUUGUUGAUUGACUGUAAAUAGCUCUGCCACUUUGAAACCCUUUUUUUGUUUCAUCAAAUAAUCUUGCUAAAUGAUUCGAAUAAAAUUAUCAUCAACAAAUACAACUCUGAUUACAUGGUCAAUGAUUAUCAUUAUUAGCAAAAUUGACUUUGGUUUCCAAUCAAAAUGUCAGUCAAUCAAAUGAGGAUCGUUAUGACAGUGAUAGCACUGACCGGCAUUCACGUUGGUGCAUCAUCAUCAUCAUCAUCCUCAUCCUCAUCAUCAUCAUCAUCACUGCUCAUUAUUGGCCGAUUGCCUUAUCACCGAUUGUCAUUGGAUUAUAGUUCAAUGUUGACUAAAUGCCUCCCUUUGUAAAGGUGUGCGUGCUCGGAAGUACUGGUGUUGGAAAAACAAAGUUAAUACAGCAAUUUGUUUACAAUUAUUAUGACGAUCAAUACGAAGCAACCACUGCCGUCAACAACAAAGAUAAUAUCUAUCAUUGUUCCACAAUGUUCAAUGGUAAUCUUUAUCAAUUGAAAAUUAUUGAUAUGCCUGCAAUCAAAGAAUUUCCAACCGAUGCUACAACCGAAUGGUCACAAUAUCAACAAUGCCAAUUACGUAAUGCUAAUGCAUACAUCUUUUGUUUUGAUCUCAAUUCACCCGCCACAUUCAAUUAUGUCAAAUUAUUACGUGAUCAAUUGUUUGAAAGUCGUAAUAUGCAAAACGUACCCGUUUGGAUCGUUGGAACAAAAGCUGAUCUUUGUCUGAAUGUUUUGGCACAAAUGCGUUCACAUCACCAUCACCACCACCACCACCACCACCACCAUCAUCAUCAUCACCAUCAUCAACAACAUGACCAUCAACAACAUCAUCGUCAUCGAAAUGUGCAUCAUCAUCAUCGUUCGCUAUUACAUCCUACAUCAUCCAGUCAGAUUCAUUCCCCAUAUGAAGAUAUACAGCCAGCAUGUAAAGAAUUCUCCAAUCUAAUACGUAAACAAUGGAAAUGUAAUUAUCUGGAAUGUUCGGCCAAAUAUAAUUGGCGUGUUGUGGCCAUAUUUCGAGAAUUGUUCAAAACUAUCGACCCAAUCAUGGUGGCAGCUGCCUCAGCCGAAUCAUCACAACAACAACAACAACAACCAACGUCCAUGCCAAUAACAAGUGCUCCAAGUAUGGCUAGUAAAGAUCAAUCCGUUUCAAUCAUUAAAAUCAAUAAUGCAACAUCGGUAAAUGUGCCACCCCGAACCAUGUCACCCGGUGGUGGAGAUUUAUUUCAAACCACAACAACAACAUCAACAACAACGACCAGUCGCCAUUUGGCUGCAAAUCAUAAUAGCAAUAGAAGAAUAUGUCAUAUUUCUUAACAAAGUGAAAUGAAAUGAUGAUCACUAAUUGAUUCUUGGUAUUUAUGAAACAAUGAAACUCUCUCUCACAAUUUCCAUCACCCAUCUCUUUCAACGUGCCAUUUUUCAAAUUGAAAUAUAAUAAAGAUUUAUCUCUCAUUCAUACACAGACACCCAUUAUUGCUCCAAUCUAUAUAUCUUGAUGAUGAUCUUUCCUCGUAGGAUAUUCGUUAAUCGUUAUUGAAAUUCAUUGAACAAACACACUAACAUUCAUUCACAUACAUUCCCUUUCAUCAUUUUACAUAGAAAUUCAUUUGCUCCAAAAAAUUAUUCUUCUUCGAGGGAUAAACAACACACAAACAUACAUACGACGGAAAUAAUAACUAAGUCUUUCAUCGACCAGUGGCAUUAUUAUAUUAAAUUCAACUAUUAUUAUAAUAUAACCUAUAUAUAUAUAAAAUAUAAAAUAUAACGAAAACAAUGUGAAAUAAUUACCUUUUUCCAUCUUUCUUUCUUUUGGAUACCAACUUUAUUAAUGAUGAUGAUUUU